GGCCGGAGGGACUCCAUGUUGGUCAAGGGCAGUGCUCUGGCCCCUAAGGAACUUUUCAGAAGAUAGGAAGGCUCUCCCUUUCCACACGUACCGGAAUCCUCUCUUGGCGUAGCGCUGGAGGGCUUUCCCAUGGCGCCACCCGUGGCCCGGCUCCCGGCGGAUGUACCCGGGGAGGCCGGGAGCGGGGCAAGGAGAGAAAGCAGCCCCGGGGCCGUGAGCUUCGCAGACGUGGCCGUGUACUUCUCCCCGGAGGAGUGGGGCUGUCUGCGGCCCGCGCAGAGGGCCCUGUACCGGGACGUGAUGCGGGAGACUUACGGCCUCCUGGGCGCGCUCGGAUUUUCAGGCCCCAAACCCGCUUUUAUAUCUUGGGUGGAAGGAGAGGUGGAGGCGUGGAGCCCCGAGGCCCAGGAUCCAGAGGGUGAGAGCCCAGCAGCUGUCAUCAGAGACAGGGGAAAGAUAACAGGAUCCAGGGAUGAGAGUGAAGAGAAAGAACUGAAAAUGUGUCCAAAGCAAAAAGAGAUGGAGCGUGACGAAGUGUCUCGCGAGGAGUGGUUACCAUCCAGCCGGCCACCUGGUGCCAGGCACAGAGCUGCCUGCCCAGAGCUCUGCUGGAACUCUGCGCGGAGCCCAGUCAAGCCUUGGUUCAAGGCCACUACAACCCGCAAAUCACCCUACUCUUGCCCAGACUGUGGCCGCGACUUCAGCUACCCCUCCCUCCUGGCCAACCACCAGCGGGUCCACUCUGGGGAGCGGCCCUUCCCCUGUGACCAGUGCCAGGCUCGUUUCUCCCAACGCAAGUACCUGCUCCAGCAUCAGUUCAUCCACACAGGUGAAAGGCCCUACUCCUGCCCUGAUUGCGGGCGACGUUUCCGCCAGAGGGGUUCCCUGGCCAUCCAUAGACGGGCUCACACUGGGGAGAAGCCCUACCCAUGCCCAGACUGCAAAAGUCGCUUCACUUACCCCUACCUGCUCGCCAUCCACCAGCGCAAGCACACAGGCGAGAAGCCCUACAGCUGUCCCAGCUGCGGCCUCCGUUUUGCCUACAGCUCCCUGCUGGCUAUCCACAGGCGCACACAUACAGGCGAGAAGCCCUACCCCUGCCCAGACUGUGGCCUCCGCUUCACCUACUCAUCUCUCCUCCUCAGUCACCAGCGCAUUCACUCUGACAGCCGGCCCUUCCCCUGCCCACAGUGUGGGAAAGGCUUUAAGCGCAAGUAUGCCUUGGAAGCCCAUCAGUGGGUCCAUCGCUCUGGCAAGAGGCCGAGGUGGCAGAGGCCUGCAGUAGGGCUCUCGGAGCCAGUCCUUGUUUUGGGAGGCCAGGAUCCCCCAGUUCAUUUCCGGUACUUUCCAGAUAUAUUUCAAGAAUGUGGGUGACAGGGCUCACGAGAGAUGAUUCAUUUUCUUUGGAAGGGAAAAGGCAAAGUUUAUGCAUUUGGGGGAUAAGGAAUGGAAAGGAAGUAGGCAUGUAAGGAAAACAAAGCUCUGAGGUAAGGGAGCACAGGGCUGGUCCUUUGGAAGGAGGCAGGAAUCUGAAAGGCCACCUGAAGGCUGAACCCACUUUCUGAGGCUCCUGCUCCCACUUCCAAAUCCCACUUGGAGAUUCUUCCCAGCAAAUCAUUCACCUACCUGGCUUUUUUGCCUGGAUUGUUCUCUUCUUUAGGGCAUUCUGCUUUCUGGCCUGUAUCUCUCCUGUUCCUCAGACAUAGGGUCCCCUAGAUGCAAGAACCUAUUAAAGGAGCCCAUGUACACUCUGAGCAUCUCCUGGAACAGAAGGCACACCUUGGGCCCAUCCCCAGCGGGGGAAGCCCAUCCAAGGAUUCUUUUAGCCAGUGCUGAUGAGACAUCCGGCAAGGAGACAUGUGCAAUGUCAAGCCACUGUUGGCACUCUUUAGUCUUAAAAUCCUGAAGGUGACCAUAGGGAGCAGAACAAUGGCUUCAGGUGGGGAACUGUCCUGCCCCAUGCCCACUCUGCACGUCGUGCACAAAAGUGUCAAGCUUAACCUAAAGGUUUUUUUUUUUUUCCCCUCUAACUUUUGUGAAUUAGUGACUGCAGUGUUUUCCUCUUUAGAUAUCUGCAUGUUGUCCGGAUUUUACACCUUUUGAAUAAAGAUGUGCUCUUGGGCCACAGGAGCUGGAAA
Ailuropoda melanoleuca (giant panda) is the source of this 2138-nucleotide messenger RNA. RefSeq names its product zinc finger protein 785-like. The record is from RefSeq and is a predicted model, not a curated record. Gene Ontology annotation, biological process: regulation of DNA-templated transcription. NCBI's taxonomy places the organism in Eukaryota, Metazoa, Chordata, Mammalia, Carnivora, Ursidae. The coding region runs from base 130 to 1374 and encodes 414 amino acids. The transcript is spliced from 3 exons.